GCGUUGCCGUAGAUUUUCUAACAGUUCACGCAAGGUUUUGUGGGUAGGUCAGAAGCCGAGAGGACGCCAUGUGCUUUUGAGGCAGAGGAACUACUAUACCAGGACCUGGCUGUCACACAUUUGGCUCAUAUUCAGGGGGGACACCAGGAUUCAACGGCUCCAGACAGCAUGUACUGCACGACCCACUGCCUCCGGAGCGCGCUGCGGGCCGCAGCCAACACUCACCGGUACGUAACAGCAGCUCGAGCGGGCAACUGACAGUCACGUAACGCCGGAGCAGCGCUAAGUUUACGGGGCAUCAGGGGCUGGUGUGGCCGCUUCAAGGACAGACAGGCGACCCAGCAUGAAUGGGAUGUAGUUGUUUUCUCUGCAUAAGUAUAUAAACAGGGUUUAAUUUGUACACAGUGAGAGAUAAGUAUGGUAAAUCAUCUUAAGGGAACAACCACAGCUAACAUUAGUGAGCCAGGUUACUGAAGCCGACUCUUAGCUGGGCAUAAACCGGUUGUAAAGUGAUCACCAUGGCCUUGUGAUCGAUGGAAACACCCGUAUGAUACAGUUUCUCCCAUUUUGAGUCAUUUUCGAUCUUAAAACUUAAGAGUAACCAUUGACUUUCCUCUGAUGCUGUACCAUCAUCCAAGGUCACACUUCUGCUCAAAUAACCAGAGGCUGUCUGCUGAAGCUUUGCUCCACUUAGUGCAAAACUCAAGGCAGUGACAUGAAAUACAGCUCUGAUGUGAAGAAACAGCCUGCAGUCAUUCAGAGCUCUUUCAAGCCUCCGUCUUGAGUAUCACUGCUUAUACAGUAUUAGCCCCCAGUCUGGUGAGUGGACGAGCCCUCACUCUCAAUGAACCAGAGGUCAUGAUACCCAAGUUGCAUGAAGGUUAUAAGUGGAUCAGGAAUUGCAUAUUGAGCUAAUUUGAGCAGACUUUUUCUCAUAUGUAGACUCCCUUACAGUUUCUUGUAGUAUUUUUCAUACUUAAUAUGAUUUCAGCGUAGAGUUUCAUUGAUUUAAUUGUCUUUUAAGUCUGCAAACAGCUUCUUAACUUGCCACCAUCCUAAGUUUAAAUGUCAAAUUUAUGAUUAAAAUGCAGAAGGUGGCAAAUUUUCUGUCAUUGCAUCUGUCCUGAGGGCUUCUGUUGUCUAAUUGUAACUUGGUAAACCUUAAAGGGAUGUUCCGGCGUAAAAUUAAUUUAGGGUCAAACACACAUAACAACGAGUUAGAGACCCCCUCGAGAGAUGAAUGUUGCUGACCGCUUGCUUCUCUAGUUAUACCAACUUUAGUAACGACCACAGGAUAGCAAUACACAGCGGUCUGAGGAGCCAUAAACAAACCUCAACCAAAACGCCACUCUAUAGCCACAAAUAAUGCUCAGAACAGCACCUAACUUCAUCAACAGGACAUAUAGGGUCCCAGACAUAGUACUAGCCACCAAACAUCUUUUUAGCUUUAGCAAAGAGACUAAACACAACUCACCUACUCUCUUCCAGCAGCUGCUUGUUUGUAACGCGACCUCAGGCCAGUCCAUUACGGACUACAGCGGGGUGUCGCAGCUCAAGGAAGAACAUUUAUGAUCAUUUCUUCAUGGAAAUGCAAUCAGACCGAGACACUAAGGCAGAAGAACUACCGCGUCUGCAGAGCAAAAUGAUUAAUAUGGUGAUUAUUACUGAAAGGAAAUGAUAAAGAAGUGAUCAUAAAUGUUCUUCCUUGAGCUGUGUCACCCCGCUGUAGUCCGUAAUGGACUGGCCUGAGGUCUCACUACAAACAAGCGGCUGCUGGAAGAGAGUAGGUGAGUUGUGUUUAGUCUCUUUGCUAAAAAGAUGUUUGGUGACUAGUACUACGGCUGGGACCCUGUACUGUUGAUGAAGUUAGGUGCUGUCCUGAGCAUUAUUUGUGGCUAUAGAGUGGUGUUUUGGUUGAAGUUUGUGUGUGGCUCCUCAGACCGCUGUGUAUUGCUAUCGAGCGGUCGUUACUAAAGUUGGUAAAACUAGAGAAGCAAGAGGUCGGCAACAUUCAUCUCUCGGUUUCGGUGUGUUUGACCCUGAAUUGAUUUUAUGCUGGAAUAUCCCUUUCAACUUUAAAACUUGGCUUUAGAAGACCAUCCAAACAUUGGUUGUGGUGAAAAUCCCAAGACAAGGGCUCCAAGUCUGUACUCAGAGAUGCAAAGAGUGAUAACUACCUAAAUGAAGCAGCAGAAGCCAAAGUUCAAACACAAACAUUUACAGAGUAGAGAGGUGGUGACCGAGAACGAUCAGUAAAAGCCCAAUAGUAAUGUUUUUACUGCCAAUCACUGAGCUGAUCUAUUCUUCUAUUCCAGGCAACAUCUUCAGCGGCAGGCUCCAGCCUUGUGUGCCCUCAGACACCUGAUGACCAGUCCAGUCAGCCACUCCGAUGCCAUUGCCACACCUCCUCUGGAUGGAGCGCCUAAACAGUACUCGCCUAAAAUCCAACAGCUUGUCACCGACAUAGCCAACCUCACUUUGUUAGAGGUGUCAGACCUCAACGAGCUCCUCAAGGUUCGUGGAAGACUAUUUAGUGCAGAAUACCUGUUCAUUAUAGACUGUCGUGACUCAUCUGCAUGUCCUGUUUUGACUUUUGCAGAAAACUCUGAACAUUCAGGAUGUUGGGAUGAUGCCAAUGGCAGCAGCUGUGCCUGCAGCAGCCCAGGUGACAAAGUGCAAAGUGCACGUUUCCCAUAUCAAUUUAAUGUUAAAACUUUUAACCUUGAGCACCAUUUACAUGCUUUAUCACAGAAAGUCUCAAUAAUCUCCCAUUGACCAACCAAUUCUCCUUCUCUCUGUGUGAAACCAGGGCGCAGAGGAUGACGAGGCACCUGCCAAGAAAGAGAAGACUCACUUCAUAGUCAAACUGACAGAAAUGAAAGCAGCAGAGAAAGUCAAGCUUAUAAAGGAAGUGAAGAACUGCAUCCAAGGCUUGAAUCUAGUUCAGGUAAGUCUCAUCACAAAUGUUUUGCCCUCAGUCCUGCCAAUGAGCUCUGUUAGUAAAGGAAGAGGCGUCCCCUUUAAAGGGAAACCGAUCAUUGAACUAGUAGAAAAGCUAGGGUCACACUUCAUUCUGGUGCUAUUCUCAGACGGAGCAUGUGGCGUUCCUCUGCCUGUUGUACACUGAUCAGCAAAUUGAGUCUGUUACAAUGGGAUUUUGAUAUUUUUAUAUCUCAGUUUUACACAGAUUUAAGAUACAAAUGUCCUAGAUCAUAACUGUAGGGUUUAUUUUAAGCUUAGUAUUCCCCUUCAGUGUGUUUUGACACGAGGUUGUGUCGUGCAAUCAAAAAAGUCGGUGAAAAAUGAGUAUAACUGUUACGUAUGGCAGGAAACUGGCUGGUAAGUUAUUCAGACUGCAGCUACAUGUGAUCUGCUGAUAUCUCCUGAUUCAAGAGGAUCCUAAAAUACUGUGGUUACCAAGUCCCACCCAAGAGAGCGAGUAGUUUUCCCCUUUCUUAGGCAUGGGCCUGCCGUUUAUACACCUGCACCUUCAGGCGACUUGGAAUCGUUUGUAUUUUUGUCUCUUUCGAAGCUUCUCAGGCCUCAGUUGGCGUUCAUUUAAAUGAGCUAAGUGAAGUGUUCAGCUGGUCCCGUCUGUAGCGGUUGAUAGCUUUGGGCCAUUUUCUCAACAAACUCCUGUUGACAACUCAACUCUUCCCUUUAGGUUGUAUGUGAUGCAUUUAUGUUCCAGUCAUACCUCCAGUAAUACUGUUUUUUCCUUUUGUCUUUCUUAAACCAGGCAAAGAAACUAGUGGAGUCUCUUCCCCAGGAAAUCCGAACCAACGUGUCCAAAGAGGAGGCAGAGAAACUGAAAGCAGCUCUGGAAGCGGCAGGCGGCUCUGUGGUGUUGGAGUAGAUCUCCACUCAUCGGUUCUCCACCGGUUUGCUGCUCCUGCACUUCAUUUUUCAUUCUAUCAUUUCUUUUUUUUUUUACAUGACAAAGAGGAAGAUCCUGGGAAACAAAGAAAUGCCUUCUGACAUUUAUACUGUCUUGUAACAGUGUCAUGGGGGGGGCGGCAAAACUCAGACUGAACUUUCCAGGCAUACAGCCUGCUUGACAAUGGCCACUCCCCCGGUGUUUGCUUGCCCAUCUAAUGGCUCAUGUUUCUGUCUGAUACCUGUGUAGCAAAGAAGCUACAGAAGCAUUGGCCCAAGUGCCAAGUACCCCAGUUGGUUAUUCUGUGAGUGUGUGUGUGUACGUUAAAGUUUCACAGAAUGAGAGAUUACAGGGAACGGGUACAAUUCCCUUUGUUGAAGAACACCACAUACUGUAGAGGGUGGCAGAUGGCAGGGCUGAGUCCUCUUAAUGCUUCUAGACUUGUUAAUAAUGUGAUUAAAGAUGACACAUCCACAUGUUUCCCUUUUCUUAAGUUUCUGUGUUGAUGAAUCAAAGAUCUGUUGAACUAGAGUUUUGUUGCCUCAAAAUGUAGAGCAGUAAAGAAAGAAGUGAACGUUUG
This is a messenger RNA of Xyrichtys novacula (pearly razorfish), 4457 nucleotides long. The record is from the annotation of a GenBank genome assembly. NCBI's taxonomy places the organism in Eukaryota, Metazoa, Chordata, Actinopteri, Labriformes, Labridae.